This is a messenger RNA of Orbilia oligospora ATCC 24927, 3006 nucleotides long. RefSeq lists its product as uncharacterized. The record is from RefSeq and is a predicted model, not a curated record. Gene Ontology annotation, molecular function: ATP binding; protein kinase activity. The transcript is spliced from 2 exons. Gene Ontology annotation, biological process: protein phosphorylation. NCBI's taxonomy places the organism in Eukaryota, Fungi, Ascomycota, Orbiliomycetes, Orbiliales, Orbiliaceae. Bases 1 to 3006 code for a protein of 1001 amino acids.
AUGGCGGGCCUAUUCAACGCCGCCAUCAAGUCGCUCAGCACCGCAUCCCUCUCCUCCCAAUACGCCCUCUCUCCACAACCAAUCUCGUAUUCCGGCCCUUGGAAGAUAUACGAUGCCAAAAGAAAGUCGACCGGUCAAGCGUGUAGCGCCUUCGUCUUCGAAAGAAGUUCUCUUAAUGCUCCAGGGCAGUCUUCCCUAAGAUCAAAUCACGGUCUUAAAGCUGCCCAGGAUGAAGUCAUCGACCGCCUAAAAAAGGAAGUCGGCCUGCUGGCCAGAUUGCGACAUCCAAACAUUCUGGAACUCGUCGAGCCUGUCGAGGAAACCCGAUCUGGAUUGAUGUUUAUUACCGAAGUCGUCGUUGGUUCCUUACAAUCCGUUCUCGACGAUAAGAGCAAAACUGGCGAUGCUAGACAUAGGAGGCGUCAGGACGUCGAUAUCGACGAGCUCGAAAUCCAAAAGGGUCUACUGCAGCUUGCCAAGGGCCUCGAAUUCUUACACGAAAGUGCCGGCCUCGUCCACGGCAAUCUAACCCCCGAUGGUAUCUUUGUCAAUGCGAAGUCUGACUGGAAGAUCGGGGGUCUGGCCUUCUCAGCAUCCCAUCGGGGUGAAACUACAACUGCAUCCUCUUCGCCCUCACCUUCGCCUUCUCCAUUCCCCGUGGACCUCGUCAGUCUCGCCUCCCAGCAUGACCAGCGCCUACCCUCAUCCGUCCAGCUCAAUCUCGACUUUUGCUCUCCAGACCUUCUCCUCGACUCAUCUGUCACUCCUGCUCUCGAUCUCUUUUCCCUCGGUCUACUAAUCAUAUCUAUCUACAAUUCUCCCCACGAGUCCCCGCUCAAAGCUCAUAACUCACCAACGAACUUCAGGCGUCUCUUCAAUGCUUCUUCUUCAAUUCCUAACCAAUCCAAUAACUUCCUCUGCAGCAAGGCUAUUCCACAAGCGCUCGUGGAUGACGUUCUCCCCCGGCUGAUCACACGUCGGCCCGUGAAUCGCCUUACGGCUAAGGAAUUCCAGGAAGCGGGUUAUUUCGACAACAUUCUUGUCUCCACUAUCCGGUUUCUGGACAACUUCCCCGCCAAAUCUGCAAAUGAGAAGAAUGCAUUUAUGCGAGGGCUCCCCAAGGUCCUACCUCAGUUCCCGACAGGUGUUGCUCAGAGGAAAAUCUUACCAAUGUUGGUCGAAGAGUUGAAGGACAAGGGUGAGCUUUUACCUUGGACGCUCGCAGCCGUACUCACUCUUCUCGAGGGAUUACCCGCUGGGAGCCGUCUCAUCGGUGAGAAAGUACUACCGGCCUUCCGGGCAACAUUUGACUUGGGGAAGAAGAAAGAUACUGCGACAGAAGUAUCUUCAUCUGCUCCCCGUCCGGGUACCGAGCGUGACGGGCGGGAUGCAGCUCUAGCCGUUAUGGUUGAACGCCUUGCCGUUCUUAGGGAGAAGUGUACAAUGUCGGAAUUCAGAGAUGAUAUUGUUCCCCUUUAUCUUCUAGCUUUAGACUCUCCUACGUCCCAUUUACAAGGUCUUGCGCUGAAGUCUCUUGGACAAGUACUACCAAAUAUCACAUUUAACAACGUGAAAACCGAUAUAUUCCCUGUUGUCUCUACUGUAUUUGCCAAGACCUCGAGUUUAGGCAUCAAGAUUGCCUGCUUUGAAGCUUUAAGGGUGCUAUGCGGUGGCAGUAUAAGUACUGACGAUGGGCUUUCUGGGGAAAUCAAAGGAAACGACGGCAGCUCAGUAUGUUUGGAUAGAUUUACUGUGCAAGAGAAGGUGGUGCCGUUGAUCAAGGGUAUUAAAACCAGGGAGCCGGCUGUCAUGAUUGCGGCGCUGGAUCUCUACAUGCAGAUAGGAUUACUCGUGGAUACAACAACUCUAGCGACGGAAGUUAUCCCCUCGUUGUGGGCUCUGGCGUUAGGGCCGCUUCUCAAUCUCCGGCAGUUCCAACAAUUCAUGACGACGAUUAAGCAGUUGUCAAAUAAGGUUGAACAAGAGCAGCUGGGAAAGCUAGCUGGUACUGCGACUGCGGAAGCAAACUCUCCGGCGGUGGAAUUUGGUGCAGGGCCAAUAAAUGGAGCGGCCAAGAAUGGGGCCACGCAUAAACCAGUAGAGGCCGAAGACUUUGAAGAACUGGUGUUUGGGAAGAAGUCUGCUGUUGGUAGUGAUCGGGGUGUAUCUCCUGACCCUUGGGCAUCGGCUACCGUUACAUCUCCUGGACCAAGCAAACCGAUAUCUGCACCAAAGAAAGAGGCUCCAGCCUUUUCAUGGUCUACACCAGCGCCAUCUACGUUUUCGCCGCCGCCGCCAGCACCGACAAGUAGGAACUCGAUUACACCAGACCAAAGCCUAUCUGGGUUUGGUACUUUGCAACCAAACAAGCCUGGUUCCUCGUCUAUGGGGAUGUCACAAACGCUACAGCCGUCGAGACCUGGUAUUGCCAAUUCGAAUAGCUCUGGUCCUGUCAUGGGCGGCCUAGGCCUUGGAAUGGGAAAUCUUGCUAUUGGGAAUACCUCGGCGCAGAACAGUCAUGCGAACUCGUCGAUGCAGACGAUACAACCGGCACGGCCUUCUGUACCGCAACAAUCACAAAGUGCAGGAAACAUAGAUUGGAGUUCGGCCUUGAAGAAACCGUCAUUCCCUAGCAAUCCACCGGCGACUUCCACGGCGAGUAGUAACAACGGAUGGGGGGUUACGCAGCAGAAACAAGAGUCGCAUCCGACGAUAUUGUUCGGACAGACGAGGCAACAAGCCCCACCGCAGAAGCGGACAGAGUUCUCAGGAUGGGGCAUUGCGCCUCCACCUAGUGCGCCUGUUCAGCAGGCACAACCGCAGCAGGCGCAGAGACCGGCGUUUGGUGGAGGGUUCGGGCAGCAGCAGCCUACGAGUUCAAUGGGUAUGGGUAUGGGUGGCAUGGGCAUGGGCAUGGGUAUGCAAGCUAUGCAGCCCAUGCAGCCCAUGCAGCCGGCAAAGAAUGCGGGGAAGUCUGGACUCGAUGCGUACGAGAGUUUAUUGUGA